AUGUUCAGGUUUCUUUUGUUGACCUCUAUCGCAGCCCUGGUGCUGGCCGAUCUGGAGCCCCAGCCCAGGUUCCUGGAGGAUGACUAUUCUGAGGAGAGAGUUGUGGGUGGCGAGGUGGCCAACCCCAACUCCUGGCCCUGGCAGGUCUCUCUUCAGUACCAGUCUGGCAGCAACUACUACCACACCUGUGGUGGAAUCCUGAUCAGGAGAGAAUGGGUCUUGACCGCUGCUCACUGCGUGGAUCGUGGUAAGACCUGGCGUGCUGUUCUUGGAGAUCACAACAUCAACUCUCACGAGGGCAAAGAGCAGUACAUGGGCGUGAGCAAAAUCUACCUCCACCCCCACUGGAACCCCAACAAUGUGGCUGGAGGAUAUGAUAUCGCUCUCCUGCGUCUGUCUUCUGAUGCUUAUCUCAACAACUACGUCCAGCUCGGCGCUCUGCCUCCCCCGGGUCAGAUCCUGCCCCACAACAACCCCUGCUACAUCACCGGCUGGGGUCGCACCCAGACUGGCGGUCAGCUCUCUGUUAAUCUGAAACAGGCCUACAUGCCCAUCGUUGACUACAAAACCUGCUCCAGCCUUGCAUGGUGGGGCAGCACUGUGAAGGACACCAUGGUCUGUGGUGGAGGCAACAGUGACUCUGGUUGCCAGGGAGACUCUGGCGGCCCCCUGAACUGCGCCGUCAAUGGCCAGUGGGUGAUCCAUGGUGUCACCAGCUUUGUGUCCUCCAAUGGCUGCAACUCCCACAGGAAGCCCACUGUCUUCACCCGUGUCUCUGCCUACAUCAGCUGGAUAAACAGCAUCAUGGGUUGAGAAGGAGGACGAUCACCAUGGAGACGAGCAAACCACUCUGGAUUCAUCUCGGUUUCUG
Molecule: messenger RNA, 871 nt
Organism: Cheilinus undulatus (humphead wrasse)
Lineage: Eukaryota; Metazoa; Chordata; Actinopteri; Labriformes; Labridae
Product: elastase-1-like
Exons: 8
Coding region: 1-813 (270 amino acids)
Biological process (GO): proteolysis
Molecular function (GO): serine-type endopeptidase activity
Source: RefSeq, a predicted model, not a curated record